This is a messenger RNA of Laetiporus sulphureus 93-53, 174 nucleotides long. RefSeq lists its product as uncharacterized. The transcript has a single exon. The annotation marks the transcript as partial. Lineage: Eukaryota; Fungi; Basidiomycota; Agaricomycetes; Polyporales; Laetiporaceae. The record is from RefSeq and is a predicted model, not a curated record.
UUACAUCAUCUUGAAUUCAUCAACGGCAAUGAUCCAAGUGCUUUUGGAUUCAUAGAUCCUGCAGUCAUCGUGCAUGCUGUGCAUCUCAUUUUCGCAUUUGCACAUGGCUGUGAUGAUGGCAAUCUAGGGCCCAGCAUCACAUGCCAACCUCACGAACAUGAUAGUGAUUGGAAG